This is a messenger RNA of Sorex fumeus (smoky shrew), 1044 nucleotides long. RefSeq names its product lysophosphatidic acid receptor 2 (gene LPAR2). The coding region runs from base 1 to 1044 and encodes 347 amino acids. The transcript has 2 exons. Gene Ontology annotation, cellular component: membrane. The record is from RefSeq and is a predicted model, not a curated record. Gene Ontology annotation, biological process: G protein-coupled receptor signaling pathway. Gene Ontology annotation, molecular function: lysophosphatidic acid receptor activity. NCBI's taxonomy places the organism in Eukaryota, Metazoa, Chordata, Mammalia, Eulipotyphla, Soricidae.
AUGGGCCAGUGCUACCACAAUGAGUCGGUGAGCUUCUUCUACAACAACAGCGGGAAAGAACUCAGCAAGCACUGGAGGCCCAAGGACAUGUUGGUAGUGACCCUGGGGCUAACAGUCAGCCUGCUGGUGCUGUUCACCAACCUGCUGGUCAUCACGGCCAUCGUCUCCAACCGCCGUUUCCACCAGCCCAUCUACUACUUGCUGGCUAACCUCGCAGCCGCUGACCUGUUCGCCGGCCUGGCCUACUUCUUCCUCAUGUGCAACACAGGCCCCAACACCGCCGGCCUGUCCUUGAACGUCUGGUUCCUGCGCCAGGGCCUGCUGGACGCCAGCCUCACGGCCUCGGUGGCCACGCUGCUGGCCAUCGCCGUGGAGCGUCACCGCAGCGUGAUGUCCGUGCAACUACACAGCCGCCUGUCCCACGGCCGCGUGGUGCUGCUCAUCGCCGCGGUGUGGGUGGUCGCGCUGGGCCUGGGACUGCUGCCCGCCCGCUUCUGGCACUGCCUGUGCGCGCUGGACCGCUGCUCCCGCAUGGCACCGCUGCUCAGCCGCUCCUACCUGGCCGUCUGGGCCCUGUCCAACCUGCUGGUCUUCCUGCUCAUGGUGGUCGUCUACAUCCGCAUCUUCUUCUACGUGCGCCGCCGGGUCCAGCGCAUGGCAGAGCACGUCAGCUGCCAUCCCCGCUACCACGAGACCACAGUCAGCCUGGUGAAGACCGUCGCCAUCAUUCUGGGCGCCUUUGUGGUGUGCUGGACGCCGGGCCAGGUGGUGUUGCUACUAGACGGCCUGGGCUGCCGCUCCUGCAACGUGCUGGCCGUGGAGAAGUACUUCCUGCUGCUGGCCGAGGCCAACUCUCUUUUCAACGUUGUGGUCUACUCAUUCCGCGACGCCGAGAUGCGCCAAACCUUCCGCCGCCUGCUCUGCUAUACCUGCCGCCGCCGCGAGGGGCGCGCGUCCCCCGGCUACACGGCCUCCCGCAUCAGCACCCGCAUCAUGCUGCCCGACAGCGGGGGCAGUAGCCCACCCACCGACUCCACCCUCUAG